Messenger RNA from Malaclemys terrapin pileata, 2087 nucleotides. RefSeq names its product family with sequence similarity 53 member C (gene FAM53C). Bases 701 to 1678 code for a protein of 325 amino acids. The record is from RefSeq and is a predicted model, not a curated record. Gene Ontology annotation, biological process: protein import into nucleus. NCBI's taxonomy places the organism in Eukaryota, Metazoa, Chordata, Testudines, Emydidae. The transcript has 5 exons. Gene Ontology annotation, cellular component: nucleus.
CCCCUGCCUCCUCCGGGCCCUCAGCUGGCAGCCCUGCGUGCCCCACACCCCCCGCCCCAGCUAGCAGCCUCCUGCCACUUUCAGAUACAAGUGUCAGAGCCAACCCUGAGGCAGCAGGGGGAGGCUGGGCUGAUGUCCCCUAGUGCUGCUCUGGGGUCAGUGGGGGAGAAGGGGGCCUGAGGCUGGCACCUUCUCUGCUGGUCUGGUAUUGCCAUUGUGGUGGAAUGACUGGAGCUGGACAUCGGGUGACCUUGCUCUGCUUCAGUGUCUGUGUUUGAUUUUCUCAGCCCCUGCCGGGAGCCCUCUCCUCAUCACUAGGGUGCCUGGCACUGUAGCCUGUGAGCCUUUGUCCCUCUUUCUGCUCAUGUGAUCUGUGGGAUCAGUUGGCACUUGGCAUGUUCGGAGUGGCUCAGGGGUGAGCACAUUGUUUCUCUGGGUUGAGGUUUGACUGGGCCCAGCAGCGUCCUGGAUGCAGGAGGGGGUCGGUGGGGAUGGAGUGAGAGGUGUCUAGCCAGGGAUGAAGAUGGUAGUUCAUAGGUACAGUAGCAGCAUGAUGGCCCUUGAACAAGACUGGACUUGCUGAAGUUGGAGGAAAGAUGGCAGGAGGUAGGAGCUGGGGGCUCUAAGGUGGUCUUGGUGCCAGGCCUCAAGGAGUCAUGAUUGCAGAGCGACUGCAGAAACAGAGUCUGGAAGAGCUGAAAUGCACAUCCUUCAACGUCAGCCUGAGAGGGCUUCCUGGCGGGACCUGAUCUCCUGUCCCAGCAUACACUUUCAGGACAGCACAGGUUUCAGUUGCCACCACUCCCGCCUGAGUCUGUCUCCUUGCAGCCAAGACAGCUGCCCUAAGAAGAACAGCCUUCCAUCCCAAACACUGGCCACGGACCCGCUCACCUUGGGGAAGACCUCUAUGGUCCCCACCAAAAGGCACUGCUGCUCACCCUCAGUGCCUGAGAAUUUCUUCCACUGGCAUCCCCUCUGUAGGCCUCUUGGCUCCAAAGUGUGGACUCCUAUCAAGCAUCAGGGCAGCAGUGGAGAAAGUGCUUUGGAAGAGCAGCCCCCGAUCCCAGACGAUGGAGCCUGCAGUCUCAGGUUUGACCAAGCCCCAGGUGCAUCUCUUCAGUGUGUCCAAGGUGGUGGUGGCAGUAGCCCCCCCUUUUUCAGUCUGACCCUAUCCCGGGAAUCCCUAGUCAGCAUGUUGUGGGAGAGUGAGAAGACCUUGCAGCCCUUCUCCUUAUCACCUGUCCAGUUCCUGCCCUCCCCACGGAGCUCUGCUUCCUCCACACCAGAACUGCUCAGGCACCAGCAUGGCCUCCCAUCCAGCCAGUCACAGCCCUGUGACCUGGACACAAAGAAGAAUGGCCUCAAGCGGUGCCAUGAGGAGGAUGCAAAGUGGCACCGUCCCUCACUCAACUUCUACAAGAUGAACCAGAAGCAGUUCUCAGGAGGAGGCCUCUGUUUCUUAGACAAGUCUGAGGAAGGCAGUGCUCCAUCAUGGUUCUUGGCUUGCAACCCACAAGCCCCUUCAGCCCCCUGCAGUCCUAUCAGCAGCUAUGGCCAAGUGCUGAGUGAGGAAGAGGAAGAUGAGGCAAGGAACCAAAGCUGGCAUCUGGCCAGCCAGAGGACUUUUUUCCAUCAGGACUUUAGUGACCUGGAUCUGAAUCUGAUUGAAGAGAACUAGGGGUUGCAUAUACACUCUGGAAACUGCAGAGCAACCCCCCCCCCCCCCCGCCCAGGCGGGAGCGUGCACACCCACGGAGAAGGCGGCUUAGGCAUCAGCACCGCUGGGGCUCUGGAGAGGACAGCGGCCCUGGCCAGGAUGAAAUUUUUAAAGGAAAAAGUGAAAAGUUGCUUCAGUGAAAUGCGUGUAACGGAGGGAAGGGCGCUGACUCCUGGCUGGGGGUUCCUGCCCCGUCCCCGCCCCCAGCGGCCGCGGACCCGGAGCGGCCUGAUUCCUGCAGCCGCUCCACGCCGACCGUGCGCUGGGAUCAAACAUGGGCGCGGCCCCGCAGCAUUGCUCAGGGAAUCUGAGCCAAGUAUCCUGUGCAGAGGCUCCCCUCAGGGCUGCUCAGGUCAGUCUUGGCUUGUCU